Acanthopagrus latus (yellowfin seabream) is the source of this 12225-nucleotide messenger RNA. RefSeq names its product zinc finger, ZZ-type with EF hand domain 1 (gene zzef1). The transcript is spliced from 54 exons. Gene Ontology annotation, biological process: regulation of synaptic plasticity; protein ubiquitination. Gene Ontology annotation, cellular component: postsynapse. NCBI's taxonomy places the organism in Eukaryota, Metazoa, Chordata, Actinopteri, Spariformes, Sparidae. The coding region runs from base 131 to 9277 and encodes 3048 amino acids. Gene Ontology annotation, molecular function: calcium ion binding; ubiquitin-like protein ligase activity; zinc ion binding. The record is from RefSeq and is a predicted model, not a curated record.
GUAGUGAACGGCAGCUCUAGCUGUAGGUUAGAGCACAGAGGUCUGUGUUCAGACCGGUACAAACGUUCCAAACCUGACACCCACAGGGCCGCAGAGAUUUCCGGGGGAGUCUUAGGUCGGUGAAACAAACAUGGGGAACGCCGAGAGCGGCUGCGGUGGAGGCAGCGGCGACGAGGAGGACAUAGAAACGGAGAGCCCGGGCUUCGCGGAAGACAGUCCGGCCUCUGCGGCCACUGGCGUCGGAGGCGGUGGAGGCUCUGGCUCUGGUAGAAGCGGAAGGGGAUCGAAUAACGUGCCCGUGCCCACCGGCGGGCCACCCAGCCCCGGUGUGCUCCUAGAGCAAGUGAAACUAAGAGAAGCGGCGGCUCGCAUAAGCGACUCAGGGAUCGCCAUUCAGGAGUCUGUCCUGGCCGGGAACGAGGGUGUCCUGGUGCGGUGGCUGGAGGACCGGCUGAAUCGAGGAGAGGAGUCCGUCAAUGUGGAACAAUUUUGUGAAAUGCUGGAGAGCAGAGAUGCCCCGAGGGAUGAGUGUGAAGAGGCCUUUGGACAGUUCGAUGCCGAGGGGGAUGGGGUGGUGGAUGUGGAGAGCAUGCUGAUGGCUCUGAAGAAUUCCAAUGGAGCUAAUCUAAAGGGAGAGCUGAGUCAUGUGAUAAGACAGCUACAGGCGUGCUCCCUAACUCCAGGUUUUGUUGACAUAUUCUCCAAGACCAAAGACCGGUUAGGGGCACACGCCUCUAAGAUUCUUAAAUUCUUACACAGGAAUCGAAUUCCCAGCAGUGCCAUCCCUUUUCCUAUUUUAGAGGGCUACAACAGUAUCUGCACCAUGAGGUCCAGUGUGGUCCAGGACUUCUUGGAGUUCCUGUUGCAGAAGGAAAAAGAUUUAGAUAUCCAGUACAGAGCAGAGCUGGACCGGGAUCCGGAGGUGGACAAGGUCAAGGUGGUUACACAGUGCUACAGCUCAAUAGAAGCUUCAUCCAAUGUUGCAGACAUUUACAAGAUGACAAAUGGGGAAACUUCAUCGUUCUGGCAGUCGGAUGGCAGUGCACGUUCACACUGGAUAAGAUUGAAAAUGAAACCAGAUGUGGUUCUGAGACGUCUUGCCAUUGCAGUGGCUUCUAACGACCACAGCUACAUGCCUCAGUUCGUCUCGGUCGCUGCUGGGAGGAACCGGCGUUCCCUGCAGGAGAUCAGGGAUAUCCGCAUCCCCAGCAACGUCACAGGCUACGUAGCUCUCUUGGAGAAUGCCAACAUCACACACCCCUACAUACAAAUCAACAUUAAGCGGUGCCUGAGCGAUGGAUGUGACACACGGAUUCAUGGCUUGAAGACGCUGGGCUAUCAGAUUACUAAGAGUAAAGAGGUGUCUGUUUCCGAUGCUUCAGCCAUCUGGUACCUGUCUCUCCUCACCUCCUUGGUCACAGCAUCCAUGGAGACGAACCCUGCUCUGGCUCAGACUGUCCUUCAGAGCACACAAAAAGCCUUACGGCACAUGCCACCCUUGUCCCUAACGCCGUCAUCCACAGAGUUCCCCAAGUUCUUCUCUUUGAACAUCCUGGAGGAGGUGGAUGGAUUUCUCCUCAGGAUAGCAGACUGCUGUGUGAGUCCGGAUGCAGAACUAACCCUCCUGGCCUUUGCCCUGGCCAGAGGCAGUGUGGCAAAGGUGCUCCAGGCCCUGUCCUGCAUCAGCGAUCAUUUAGAGGCAGAGUACAAGGCCUCGUCCCUCAUCGUGUCGAUGGCCUCCGUCAGGCUGCGACUGCUUAAUCGCAACGGGAGGCCUCUCCAGUUGCACCUGCAGGCCUGUGAUGUGAAGAGUAAAGAGGAGAAAUCAGGACCAGAGAACAUGCUCACAGAAUCCUCCACUGGAGACGGUUUUCUCACAGAAAGUGGCAAGAAGAGAGCCAGUGUGAUCCUGUCCACAGAGGACCAGAGUAGCUUCCAGGUCACCCAGAUGACGAUCAAAGUGAGAAAAGGAGCCAUCGGAGCAAAAUGCGGCUUAGUGUUUGCGUACAAGGACGAAGAUCCUUUCGAUGCAGAGAAACAUUUCAAGAGGUUCAAGAAGUAUGACACUUGGGACUACAAGGACUACAAAGAGUUUGUACAAGACAAUGUAAGGGUCCCAGCACAGUCGGAGGACGAGCCGAUUGGCUGGUUUGAGCUGGAGAAUGACUGGAACGAUGCAGAGAUCAAGCUGCAGCAGUGUCGCGUUGCAAAGUUCAUGAUGGUGAAAUUCCUCUGCACCAGGCAGGACUGGUUCGCUGAGCGCCUCGGAGUGCAGUUCCUCAGCUUCAGUGGCUACCUGUGCCCCGGGGCAGAGAGGCUCGCAGACCUGGACGACCUCAGUCCGGAGGCAGAGAACUUUGACCGUGAUGCUGUGCCGGGCCUCUGUCUACUUAACAAGACACUAUUCUUCAUACAGCAGCUUACACGAGACAUGGAUGCCUCCCACUUCAAGCAGAAAUAUCUGCUGGACUUCAGUGGUCUCAACCUGAACCUCUUCUGGACCUUCUACAAUAAACUCAGGCAGAUUGAGGGAGAGGAGCUGUUGAAGAGCAGAGUGUUGCUGCUCCAGUUGUUGCAGAACUGUUUCCCCAUGCUGCCCAACCCAUUGGAGCCCCGGGGCUCAGAUGAGGGGGCCACUGCAGCGGCUUGUCCGUCCACAUCCAGCAGUGCCGAGCCUGCGUCGGCCUCAGUUAAGGCUGUCUCGGAGCUCUAUACUCACCUCUGCCACAUUGUGGACAGUCCAGAGGGUGAGACAGUAGUUGAAAAAGUUUUGCAUAAAGAAGCAGUCAGAGCCAUUCUUAACGGAGCAGCUGUUUUCUUCCCUGAUAAACAUGUCAGGCGGGACAAACUCUUCCACAUGAUGAACUUUUCACAGAAGAAUAUUACAGAAGAGGAUCAGCCAGAGUCAGUGAAGGUGACGUUUGAGUCACUUUGCAAUUACUUCAGUGACCAGGAUCCAAGUGGCCUUCUCCUGCUCCCACCUAAAGGAGCACCCUCAGACUUUGACAUCAGCCCCAUACUGUCAGUCAUGGAGACACUGCUGCUGGUGGCAACAAGGGAGUGUGAGGUUAUGAUGGUGGAUGGAAAAGGUGGAGCCAGUAGGACAGUAUUGCUGUCCCUGUUCUGGGCUCUACAGGGUAGUCUGAUCUCCUGGUGCUACCUGCAGCUCAAAGGAGGAACUUCCACCAGUGUCGCUAUGGACCUGGCCCGAGACAUCCUGCUGAAAUAUGUGGAUCAGUUCCUGGGAAGUAUCAAAGCUACUCUCGGUUCCCUGCUGGAGAGGCACACAGGUGCUGAAAUAACAGAAAAACUAGGCAGCUCCAUCCUGGCCACAGUCUUCAGACAACUGAUGAUUUUACUUCUGGAGCUGUGUUCAUUGGACAUCCCUCACAGUGUGCUGCUGAAGAGCUUCUCCUCUCUGGUUGAGCUGCUCAAAAGCCUGUCUAGUGAUACUGGAGACAUCUUUUCCAAGGCGGACCAGGAGAGCUGGCACCAGCCCCAGCAGCCGGUGGUGCUGAGGACCUGGAACAUGGAGUCUCCUCACAACUACGAAAACAGCCGCCAUGAGACCACCGUCUAUGCCUGCCCGGGUGCUACCUCGUUUGAGGUGGAGUUUGACGAACGCUGUGAGACAGAGAAGAGAUACGACUACCUAGAAUUCACAGAUUCUAGAGGCGGGAAGGUCCGCUACGAUAUGAAGGUUGGAACUGAGAAGUGGCCAAAGAAGGUGACAUUUGACGCUGGCCCUCAGCUCCAGUUUCUCUUCCACUCUGACAGCAGUAAUAAUGAGUGGGGUUAUAAGUUCACCGUGACAGCUCUGGGCCUCCCGGAUAUCACUAUUUCUUGGAUGUCAGACCUGCAGCUGCUGGUGGCUCGCCUGAUGGGUCGUCUUGCUUCCAGAACCCUCGCCUUGAAAUCCCCCCACGAGAUACGCACUGUUAAGGACCUUCCACAAGGGAAAAUGUCCCAUGUUCAGUCCUCUCCUUUAUGGAAACCCAUUCUGCGACACGGGUUGUGUGAAACAAAAGAGUCAAAUCAGCCUAAAAGAACAUCUGACCAGACAAAUGCGUGGACUCUUGACGAGUUAACGAGCUUCCUGGAGGACUUUGCCCGGUGGAACACUUCUCAGGAGCCGACGGACAGCAGAACAGAGCUGAUGAGGACCCUCAUGCAGUCCUGCAGGAAACAGCCAAUGAGGAACGAGAUUGCCGCCGGGCCAAAGACCGAUCAAGCUGUGAACGCUAUUUGGGCAGCCAUGGUGUACCACACACCAGCCCUCAACAAUGCCCUGAGGACCUACGUCAAUCAGGAGUGCAAGUCGUGUCUAAGUGAAGAAUUCGUGCAGGUGUAUUCUCUGGCAGACAACAUCAGAACAUGGAUGUUGGAGAUGAAGCAGAGAUACCUUGUUGGCAAAAUGAACAUUCCUGGCGAGAAGGAUGGGGUUCAUGAUGAGGUUACCAUGGAUACACUCGCUGAUAUGUGCAUUGAGAAGAGCCUCUUGCUCUUCAGAUUUGCCCCUUGCGGAGUACCCUGUCAGGACAGUGACUCCACAAAAGCUGCAGAGGGCAGCAGCGCUCCGCUCCUCCGCUCAAGUUCGAUCUCUGAAGGGGACUUCCAGCCCAGCUCGUCUCCGGUACCUCAGUCUUCGGGGGCUGAGGAGGGGGGUGAGGCCAAAGCAGGACAGAACCAGCCCCCCGGUGCUCAAGCCCAAAACUCCUCUUCAUGUGUGCAUAGCAGGCCAGGCCACAGAGGCUCCACAGAGAGCCUCUCCUCCCAGUCAGGGGAACCAGCCUCGCCCUCCGCCUUCCCCCGCAAAGCACCAUUCAGUCGGGCACGCUUACGCCUCCUGUCCUGUCGAUCUAUAGAGGAGCCCCGCAUGACUCCCUCUGUCAAGGAUCGCUACCCGAUCCUCAAACACAUCCUGAACUUUAUAAGGGACCAAGCUCUCACAACAGCAAGCAUUCUGCAGACCCUAUCCCUGAGCAAAGCCCAAGCUGCGAGUGUGUGUAAGGUCCUGGAGAUGGUUCAGCAGUGUUUACGUUCCCUGGGAAAGCCACACCUCUUCCAAGCUCCUUGCAUCCUGUUCCUGCAAGAGCUGCUAGCAUGCCAGAAGGACUUCACCAGUUAUUUCUCGCAGUUGUCGGACAGUGGGCAGAAGCUUGGAGAGGAGGUGAGGCGUUGCUACCAUCAGCUGGUGCUCAUGCUGGUGGAAGCAGUACAAGGCUUCAGCAACCUCAAUGAGAAAGCCCUGCUUCCAGCCCUGUCAUGUGUGCAGACCUGCUUGUUGCACCUUCUAGACAUGAACUGGGAGGUACACGACCUUCCGCUCUUCCUGAAUAUCAAGCUUCCUGAACUCCUGCUCAGCAUGGCCCAGGAGAACAUCAGCGUUCAUGACAUUGCCAUCAGUCAAUGGACAGAGGAGGAUGAAAUCGCAGACUACAAGAAGAACCAGGAAUGGAUGGAUGAGUGUAUGGACGGGAUGUUUGAGAAGUGGUACGACAAAAUCGAUGAAGAGGACUCCAUGGAGGACAGGAGAAAGAUGCACAUGUUCAUCGCGCGUUACUGUGACCUGCUCAAUGUUGUGAUCUCCUGUGACGGCUGUGAGAGGAUGGCACCUUGGCACCGCUACAGAUGUCUUCAGUGCAUGGACAUGGACCUCUGCAAGACGUGCUUCCUCAGUGGUGCAAAGCCUGAGGGCCAUGAGGACGACCAUGAGAUGGUGAACAUGGAAUAUGCCUGUGACCACUGCCAGGGGCUCAUUGUGGGCAGCAGGAUCAACUGCAACGUAUGUGAAGACUUUGACCUGUGCUUCGGUUGUUACCAUGCAAAGAAGUAUCCAGACAGCCACCUUCCCACCCAUCGGAUCACAGUGUACCCCAUGGUGACCAUACGAAUAAGCGACCGUCACCGCUUGAUCCAGCCCUACAUCCACAACUACUCCUGGCUGUUGUUUGCUGCUCUGGCCCUCCACACGUCAGAGCUGAGCAGCGAGAAGCAGAUCGAUGGAGAGGCUUUGAGCAGCGACACAUUGAACCAGGCCUCGGCCCUGCAGACGUGCUGCUCCCAGCUCAUCACUGACUGCUUGCUCAAAGGGCAGACGGGCAAAGGUCUGCGCUCCUCGGCCUUGCUCGCUCUUCUGUCGUCCAAUGACUCCGGCUCUGACAGUGAGCUGUGUCCAGUCUCUCCAGAGUCCUCUCAGGAGCUCAGCACAGCCACUGACACCUCCUCCAUCCCCGGCAGCACUGCAGCAAUCUGCUCCCCAUCCUCUCCCAAGGACAAGAGUAAACCAUCAGGUAAGGAGAAAAAGGUAAAGGAAGUGGGCUCUCCUCCCUCCGCUCCUCCAGACGUGUCAUCCCCCCCAAGCACUGGCGAGGGGGAGAAAAGGAAGCUGGUCUCCCAAGACACCCUGGACUCGCCCAGCCUCAGCCAGACGCCUUCUGUGUCCAGUGAGGACCCCCUGUCUCCUGUGGCCCGACCUGUCAACUUUUUAUGUUUGUUACCUUUCUCAGCUUCUGAGUCUGGACCAGGAGCAGUCCAGUCUCCAGAAUCUGACGUCGUCAAGGAGACGGAUGAGCGGCUGCCCCAGGUCCCUCUUCAGGAGCAUGUGUUUUCAGAGUGCUCCAGAGAGAGGAUCCUGGGUCUACUGGCAGCCAUGCUGCCACCAGUCAAACCAGGAAACACCCUGUCUCUGCCCAGUCUGAGCUCUAUCCUGCCCCAGCUUUUCAGGGCAGUCAUUUCCAAUGCUGGCUCUCUCAACGAGACCUUCCACCUCACCCUGGGUCUGCUGGGUCAGCUGCUGCUCCGAAUCCCUCCGAUGGAGGCCGACACUGCCGUCACGGAGGCCCUGGCAGACAAAUUUGAGCUGUUAUCACAAGGAGAUGUAGUCGGUACAGACACCCAGGGCUGGAAGACAACCCAACUGCUUUUCAGCCUGGGGGCUGUCUGUUUAGACAGUCGUAUUGGUCUGGAUUGGGCGUGCACAGUGGCAGACAUCCUACACAGUCUGAAUGCGUGCCCCGAGUGGAACACAGUCAUCGCUGCCUUCACUGACCAUUGUAUUCAGCAGCUACCACAAACCCUCAAACGCACCAACCUCUUCACACUGCUGGUGCUAGUGGGCUUCCCUGAGGUGCUGUGUGUGGGCACCCAGACAGUGUUUAUCGACAACGCCAACGAACAGCACAACAUGAUCUUGCUCAAACACUUCACAGAAAAGAACCAUGCUGCGGUGGUGGAUGUCAAGACACGCAAGAGGAAAACAGUGAAGGAUUACCAACUCAUCCAGUCUCAGGAUUCCACUACAACUGGACUCCCGGGUCAGUCAGAGAGCCAGGGCCCUCCAAAGACCCUGCUCAGCCGCUACCUGAGCAAUUUCACCUCUAUCAUCAGCCACCUGCUGCAGACCUGCCAGGACAAUGGCUCUCCUGAUGCUGUGGAGGCAUCCUGGGUUCUCUCCUUGGCACUCAAAGGCCUCUACAACACACUGAAGAAACACGGAGUAGCGCAAGCUCAGGAGGACAUCCAGCGGUCAGGGCUAACCCAGCUGCUGGUGAGGAAGUGCAGCAAAGGGACAGGCUUCAGCAAGCUGUGGCUGCUGCGAGAUCUCGAGAUUCUCUCCAUCAUGUUGUACUCCUCCAAGAGGGAGAUCCAUUCCAUGGCCCAGGACCCAGAGCGAGACCAAAGAGAGCAGGACAAGGAGCACGACUCUGACCACUCCAGCUGUUGCACUGACGACAUCGACGUCAACAAGGCGGAUCCCUUGGAGGGUCUCGACGAGGAGACAAAGAUUUGCUUCCAGAUCACCCACGAUGCCUUAAACGCCCCUCUGCCCAUCCUGCGAGCAAUGUAUGAGCUGCAGAUGAAGAGAACGGACUCCUUCUUCCUGGAGGUGCAGAAGAGAUUUGAUGGAGAAGAGAUCAAAACAGAUGAGACAAUCCGUACGCUGGCUCAGAAGUGGCAGCCUACCAGGCGACCUCGCUCUGAGGAGAGGAACACCAAGGCCGUGGACACUGAUAUGAUUGUAGUGUCAUGUGUGUCUAAACCCAGUCACUGUGAAAAGGCCACCGAGGAGAUCAACGUGGUGGCCCAGAAGCUCAUCACAAAUUCAGAGAGCGACUUGCAGCUCAGCUACGCCAAACAGAGGCGCACUAAAAGUUCAGCUCUCCUGCACAAGGAGCUGGACGUGCGCAGCAAUCGGGCCGUUCGUCAAUACCUGGUGAAGGUCAACCAGGCCAUCGCCACGUUGUACGCCCGCCACGUGCUGGCUUCGCUGCUGGCCGACUGGCCCGCCGAGGCGGCGCUCAGCGAGGAGGCACUGGAGCUGAACGGUGCCUCGCACAUGGCCUACAUCCUGGACAUGUUAAUGCAGCUGGAGGAGAAGCCGCUCUGGGAGAAGAUUCUCCAGAGGGUGCUGAAGGGCUGCAGCCAGAGUAUGCUGUGCAGUCUGUCUCUCACUGCCUGUCAGUUCAUGGAGGAGCCAGGUAUGGCCGUUCAGGUCAGAGAGUCCAAACACCCGUAUGACAACAACACCAACUUUGAGGACAAGGUGCACAUUCCGGGGGCUAUCUACCUGUCAGUAAAAUUCGACUCGCGCUGCUACACAGAGGAAGGCUGUGAUGAGCUCAUCAUGUCCAGCAGCAGCGAUUUCCUCCAAGACGUCCACAACUUCAGCGGCUCCCCUCAGAGAUGGUCUGAUUUUGAGAUUCCCGGUGAUACCCUCUACUACAGAUUUAUGUCAGACAUGAGCAACACAGACUGGGGCUACAAGUUCACAGUCACAGGAGGCCACAGAGGACGGUUCCAAACAGGGUUCGAGAUACUGAAGCAAAUGUUAGCAGAUGACCAAGUGCUCGGUCACCUGCCCUUGGCUGACAUCUGGGAGUGGCAGGUGGGCGUGGCCUGUCGCCAGACUGGGAACCAGCGACUCAAAGCCAUUCACUUGUUACUCCGCCUGCUUCAGUGUCCGUCUCAGACAGCCUGUGAGCUGACUCUGCUGCGACCUCUGUGGCAGCUCUUUAUGUCCAUGGAAAACAGCCUGAGCCAGGAUCCCACCAGUAUCACUGUGCUGCUGCCUCUUCACAGAGCCCUGACUGAACUGUUCUUCAUCGCAGAGGCCCGCGCCAUUGCACAGGGCAUCCUCCAGGAGUACCUGCUAGCCAUGACAACUGACGAGCAGCUCCUCAACCACACCGCGAUGGCUCUGAAGAACAUCGCCGCCAUCAGCCUGGCCAUCAAUUACCCCAAUAAAUCUACCAAGCUACUCAACAUGUCCCCUUGAGAGAAAGGGAGAAGAACUACAUAAGGAGAGGCGGGAGGAGGAGAAGGGGGGGGGGCAAUACAUCCUGACUCAGCUGGUUCACUUUGAAUGAGGAGCGAGGAGGUGAAGGAGAAACGGGACCCCCCUCCACUCCGGUAACUCUGCAGUACUCUGGACACAAGCUGUGGAGGGCUACUCAAAGAGCACUUUCCACACUAACUCACAAUCCUUUUUGCCUUAGGUGAAUCCAAUAUAUCAGCAUGUGCAUUCACUCGAACAGGAACAAUUGCGGGGGUCGUUUCGUUUUCUGUUUUUUUUUUUUGUUUUUUUUGUUUUUUAAAUAAAGUUUUUACUUGAAGAUGCCGUGCUAAAGGACAUGAAGUGUGCCAAAUUCACGACUUUCAAGGGGAAGUAUAUUCCUUUUUGUCCUGCCUUUCUUCCUCCUAAACAGCAGCCACUCUGGGUUACAUAGUUGAUCACGGUGAAAACAGGUCACCUUGGCGACUUCGCGUGUCUCGGUGGACAUGUAGAGCAUCCUAAAAAUACUGUCCAGGACAGUGGAGUCUCAUUAGUCACCAUGGGGAGAAAGUACUGACCUACUAGCUCAUUCCACUCCCUUCCUCCUUCCUUUUCUCCUCGUUUAAUUGAAUCCACACUUCCCUCCUUUCCUAUUUACUCACUUACCGUUUUCAGACAACAGAAGUACGUGAUAUUUUUUUUACGACUGUUAUUGAAGGGAAGGAUCAGUACGUCAUCGUAGAAAUCCUCAAAAUAUAUCUGAUCUGCAGCUUGACACGAUGACAAGCGCAACACACACUAAGACCCACUUCACAACUUGAUGAUCGUACCGAACAGGAUGAAGACGAUACUCGCAAUAGCCAUAGUCUGCGCAGGAUGAGAAUUAAUACUGCAGCUGAGGGAAAACUGUGAUACUAUACCAUCGCAAUGCAUUCCUCUUUGUCAUCCUAUCAAUAUGUUGAAGUAUUUUCACUCCAUCACUAGUGAAUGAAUGAAAGACCAUUAUGAUGUCAAAUGAUGUUCAUGAAAAUGAAUAACAGCAAAAAAAACCCUAUAAAAAUAAUCAGAGAGAAACAAUGAAUCUCUUAAAGGCCUUCAGUUUUAUCCACAAUUUAUUUAUUUAUUAACUUGCAUUAUUUAAUGUUUAAUUAACUUCAACAAUUCAUGAUUUGCUUUUCAAAGCAGUGAAUCAGAGACGGUGGUGGAUCCCACUAUCACGUCUGCAUACCUUGUGUACCGUAGCGACUGCAGGAAACGCUGAUGUUGUAACAUAAAUAUCCAAAACAGAGCAAAGCUGCUGUUUGCCACUAAUACACAAAUGGACUGUGAGUCCCUCAUAUCACUCAUAGAGAAUGAAUUUACUGUCGUUGUGAUAAACAUGAUAAACAUAAAGGUGACUGUAAAAUAGACACGUUAUCCCACUUAUUCACUAGUACCACAAGGAAUGGAUUCUUUAAUACUGAAUUACCUCAUCUUUUGUAAUUACACAGAUCAUUGAUGUGACACUUUGUUGUUUCAUGUGAUUUUUCAAUCGCAUCACGCUAACCCCUGCAUUUUAUCAAAGGGACAGUUCACUGAAAAAUCAAAAAUACAUUUUUUUUUCCUCCUAUCUGUUGUGCUGUUUAACCGUCUGGAAUGUUUUGGAGGGAGCUGCAGAGUUUUGGAGGCAUCGGCUAAAGACGAACGCCGAAGCUCCAAGAACAUACAUUUGAAAAGCUCAGCGGCGAUGUCUCUUUAGAGAAGCCUUGUUACUUGCAGUUAUGAGCAGCUUUUCAAGAGAACUAUUUUCUUUCUUCGCUGAGCUGUAACAUUAGCUGGCUUAACUACCUUAGUUAACUGGCUUCUAGAGGCAUGCUUCCUUCUGAGUGGGGAGACAAAAAGAAAAUAUUUCCUACACAAAGCUGCUCACAGUAUGGUCUCUGGAUUUCCUCACUUUGAGGACCACAAACAGUGCCAUCGACUUCCAUUGUAUGCAACAGAAGGCCGAUAUCUCCAAAACUCAGCACUUCACACUAAAAUGCUUUUUAUCUAAAUGGAUAAAAAGCGCAAUGGGUAAGAGGAAAAAUAACUGGUUUUUUUAAUGGGGGGGGGGGGGGGGGGGUAAACUGUCCGCUUAAAGCCACAUCCACAGAGUUCAGUCAUGUCAGAAAAGGCGUCAAGUUUUGUGUGUUGACAAAUCUAAACAGUAGAUUGGGUGGGGGAACUGUGUUCAUUUCAGAAGAAGAAGAAUCUUUAGUUGGAGGGAAGUCAUGGUGGUUUAUACCAAAGAAACCAAUCAUUGUGAGCCAUGAAACAUCUCUGAAAGAGCUCCAGGUAGAGUUCCUUCUCUGUUUAUCACAUAUCAGAUAGAUACCCUGUGAGGAGCUGGAGCAGAGGAAACCUUUAGACAUCGUUGUUUUUUUUGUUUUUUUUUUCUUUUUCUGUUUUUACUUUUUUUUUUUAUUUUCAAAGCGGUCCCUGUGAGGACUGCAGACUAGCUCGGUGGUUUUGUUUACACAAACAUCAGCUGCAUUGAGGAGAGAGGAAGAGAUACACGGCCUCAGUUUGGCUUCUACGACGCCUCACAUAUCUACGACGUGCCUAUGGUUAAAAAUGAAGCAAUCAUAAUUUAACUCAUGUUAGCCGAAUAGUUAUUAAUUAUAUUUUAAAAGAGAAAUAUAUUGUUUCAUUUGAAAUUUUUUGUAACUUUUUACGUUUAAUGUUGGUUUCUUUUGCGAGGAUGCUUGACAUUUGAGGCUGACUAAUUUGAAUGUACAUAUAUCUGUGAAUAUUAAUUGCACAGGAGAAAGACUUUGAUAUCAACCCCUUACAAAUAUAAACUUUAUUGGGCACUAACAGAUGGACACUUUGAUUCUGAUUUUGUAUGCAUGGCACAUUGAAGGUAAAAGAAAAUACUGCUUGGGUUGAAAUGUGAUCCAUUUCUAAUAAAAAUAGAAAUGACUUAAAUGCGA